This is a messenger RNA of Enterospora canceri, 507 nucleotides long. The record is from the annotation of a GenBank genome assembly. Lineage: Eukaryota; Fungi; Microsporidia; Enterocytozoonidae.
AUGACAGAAAUAAAGAACACGAGUAUGGCUUACUACAACAUAGACAACUUCAUGGAAGAUGAGCAGGUGGCCAGUGUCGUAUUCAGUGAGGAUAUCAUGGGCACUAAGCUGUAUAAGGUAGUUAAGAAAAACAAGAAGACAGAAAUGCACAUUUUUGCAGUGAGGUUUCUAAUUGAGAAUGAAUUCUGCAAAAUACACAGGAGCGAAGAGGAUAUUGGUGAAUUCUCUAGGUUAAAGAACGAUUUGGAUGCACAGGCUGAUAUUGUGGAUCUGAAAAAUGAGAUAUUCUAUGCAUUUAUUACGGCACAGAAAAGUGAUAGCGAAAACAGCAGUGAAUUUUUGAGCAGCACUUUUUUGAAGAGAAUGGGCCGUUUUGCAAAGUUGCUCGUCAAAGAAAACUUUGGUGAGAACGAGAUAUCGCACUUGAGCUACGAGGAGCGCAAAAUCAUUAUUCAGGCACGAAAGGCCUACCAGGCGCACGUCAAAUAUGAAGUAAACAUACUAUGA